GGAAUUACGAGCUCCAGGCCCAUCAUCGGGAGCUCACGUCCCCGAAUGUGACAUGGCGUCUGAGAAGGAAGUUUACUGUUAAAUAGACGUUCAUGUUGUUUUUAUGACAUUAAAUCAACAAGAAGGCUGCUAUAGGAGCCACACAUCUUUUAUAGACACUUGCAUUGAUGGUAAUGCAUGCAAGGAAACCUCAGAGGAUUAGCGAUGGGUACUUCGAAAAACACCAAGCCCAUCCGUAUCAGAAUUCAAAAUAUAGCAGUUCAAAAGGAAACUAUGAUGGACGUUAUAACCAUGAAAGAAUGCGAGACUCGCCCAAUGGAAAUUCCUAUCGAUCGGACAGUCCAGAUUCACAGAGCCCACGGGAACGAAACUAUCAAACUAAGAGUUCAUAUUUGCAGAAAAUUCGUGAGAAGGAGAGAGAAAACAGAGACUAUAAAUCCAGAGAAAAAUAUUCUGACUGUGCAAGAUCACCAAAAGAUAAGCGGAGUCGGGAGAGUCGAGAUUCAGAACAUAGGACAAAUCAUGACAGGAGUAGUACAGAAAAAAUUAUUCUUCACCCCAUUAAAUUAACGGCACAGAAUGCAUCGUCUCGGGACUCUCAACGGAAGCCCCUUCACAAUUCUUGUCAGGAAAAACGUGAGGAAAGGGACCGCAUUGCACGAGUGGGAGACUGGUCAGAACACAUUAGUUCAUCAGGGAAGAAGUACUACUACAAUUGCAAGACAGAGGUAUCACAGUGGGAGAAACCUCGGGAGUGGAUGGAACGUGAACGCAUUAGAGAUAAGGCCAGAGAUAGGGAAGUUGAUAGAAACUAUAGCAGCAGUUCCAGUCGUUCCUCACAUGAUAAACAUUCCAGUUCUCGGCCCUCAAUAAGUAAUUUAAGGGACCCUGCUCCAAAGUCAGCAUCUUCACGGCAAGCAGACAAGAGGGAUGUGUACUGGAACAACCAGUCAAGUGGAAGCAGGGAUGAGACUGAUGCACAUGAUCGGAGGAAACAUCUUGAUGGUGAGUCUCAGGCACAAGACAUGGACAUCUCUCCAGGUGACAGCACUCCCACAUCAGAAACAUCAUAUACACACACACCUACUAGCAGAGGAACAUCCCACCAACAGCAGCAACCACCACCCCAAGUUCAGCCUCAAACACAACAACAGCAAGCACCACCACAGAUGUCGUCAGAGCAUCACAACUCUAACACAACGGGACCAGUGCUGCUUGCAACUGCCCUCCCACAUCUAGUAUCACAUCCACCCCAUCCACACAUCUCCACAUCCACUAGCACCACUUCCAUGGCUCGAGGUAAUAACCUGUAUCAACAGCCUGGUAAGUCCAGUACUCAGCAAAUCCCCUCUCCUGUCCAGCAGUCCUCCACAUCUUCAGCCCCCUCCAUGGUUCCUGCACCACUCCAGGUUUCUGUAGCUGCACCAGGCCCAGGGCCAGGUCCUCCUGUGACACUCGCCAACUUGCCCCGUCUGCUUUCUCAGAUUACGGGUGCCAAGAAUCUGGAACAGUCUGAAUUGUCACCCCAGAAAGCCCUACAGACCCUUCAAACAGCCCUGCUUCUAUCUAGGCAGGUGUCUCUUGAACCAGGAGCUGCAGGAACAGUGGGAGGGGGAGUGAGUGCUGGCCUUAAUAACCAGCAUCCUUCUCAACCACUGCAACCACUGAAAGUGGACACAACUAACACUACAUCAAUAGGAGAGGGCCCUCCCACGCCAACACAUUCUGAAAGUCAGGACUGCGUGGAUGCAAGAAAAUUGUCAAGCCCACCCAGCAAUUUGAGUUCACUGCAGAACCUUGCCCAAGCUGGAGUUGGUAGUUGCAGCUCACUCCAUGCACUGCGCCCACAAGGUCCACACCUUACCCCUAGUUUGGCCAACCACUACCGAGAUGAUCUUGUAAAUCAUGUACGUGGGUGGCCUGCAGACGCCUUAGAGAAACAGGCCCAAAAAUUGAGUGAGGAAGGUCAUACGAUGGGCAGCCUCCAGUGUACCCGCGUGUCUGCUGAUUUGAAGACAGCACGAUCAAUUGUUAGGUUAACUGAAAUUCAAGCAACUUUACAAGAACAGAGGAUACUUUUUCUACGCCAGCAAAUCAAGACGUUAGAACAAUUGAAAUCCCAAAAUUCCUUUAUGUCUGAUGAAUCAUAGUGCUAGGAGGCAAGCACAUGACAGCAUUGUGUGUUUGAGUUGAGCUAACAAGUGAGUGGGAAUGAGGGAGGGAAGUUUAUUGAGCGUGUGAAGAUGCAGUGGUGGGGAGUGACUUCCCUCAGCAUACACAAUCUCCUAAUUACUGCAUUAUUGUUUGUUGUUCUUGCAGGGAAAGUGGUAUUUGGAGUCACUGUGUUGAUCUGAAACUGCCUGCAGUGCGUGUCAUUCUUGCUCUUUAUGUGUUUACUGUAUUGGCAAAGUGGGGUGGGCCAGCAUUUUAAUUAUUUUUUGUAAAGGAAUUGGGAUCACAUAUUUAAGCAUCAUGUACCUUUCAUAAGUAUGGACAUCAGUGGCAGUGAACACUUCUCCGUGGAUGCCAUGUUCCUUUACAAAAAGGUGAAUAAUUUAAUAGCUUACAAAUUUCCAAGAUCAUUUUUGGUAUGAAAUUACAUUUCAAGAAGGUUGCUGCAGCUCUGUGUUGUAGUAGUCUUGGAAGGAGAAACUUGGAGUAAGCGAAGAAUGUAAAAUAUUCCUUUAUUUUGCACGUUAAGUGGUUUAAUUUCCAGUGCUGAUUCAUGUUGUGUUGUUGCUUGCAAACUGGUGAUGUUGGGGAGGGGAGGGGGUGUCAUUCCAGGGUCAAGCCUGGUCCACCUAACAUUGGUUGGGAAAUGACAAAACUUCAUGAUUCAGAUAGCUUUUUGUACAUAUUACUAAAAUAAUUAUUGUUGUAUGGGCUUCUCAAGAUUCUUGCUAAAUUUUUCAGUGUGUUUCAGAUGUAUGGAUGUGCCCUGCAGGGACAGUGUUCAGCAUUGUAUAUACAGAAUACAGGGCAUAAGUAUGUAUUUUCAUACAAAGAUUUGUCUUUGAAAUAAUUUUUUAUUUAAUAUUAUUUUGCCAAGGCAUUUUUCAUAGAAGCACAGCAGGGUAUAUUAUUUGGUGUCAGAUUUAUUUAUCUUGUCCAGAGUGUCAUUCUUGAGAAGCCCAUCGUUUUUCAUUUAGUAUGACGUAAAAGAGUAUUGUUGAAGAAAUAAAAAAGAAAUAAAAGAGGAAGGUAUUUUAACUUUUAUCACCUAUUGAUGAGUAGGUUCUAAACAAUUUUUAAGGUUAAAAAGAACAUUUCUUUUCAUGCCAUUUCUAAUGGCGUUUGUCUUGUACUUCUAUGUGUACAGUUUAAAUUUUUAUUUUUAAUUCUGUCUUGGAUGCAUGCUGCAGAUUUCAUCAACCCCCUUGUCCUGAGUGCACUAAUUGAUGUGCCACAGCACAAGAGUUGUCAUACCUUGUGCAUUGAGGUGACUUCACAAAUUAUAUGAUUGGAUCGUCAAUUUCUCACAUCAUUUCCAGAGACGAUUUCAUACGUGUAUGUUAGACUGUUGUAUUUAAACUACUAGGUGCAGUAGUGAUGUUUUCAAGCUGUUGUUGUAAAUAAUGUGUAUUCAGUGCAAGGGGUAGCUAAAUAAACCAUCUUUCUUCACCUCAA
This is a messenger RNA of Zootermopsis nevadensis, 3627 nucleotides long. It is a transcript of the gene wcy, whose product is annotated as WW domain-containing adapter protein with coiled-coil wacky. Gene Ontology annotation, biological process: positive regulation of TORC1 signaling; regulation of autophagy. The record is from RefSeq and is a predicted model, not a curated record. Gene Ontology annotation, cellular component: nucleus. Gene Ontology annotation, molecular function: chromatin binding; RNA polymerase II complex binding. NCBI's taxonomy places the organism in Eukaryota, Metazoa, Arthropoda, Insecta, Blattodea, Termopsidae.